Schistocerca americana (American grasshopper) is the source of this 1350-nucleotide messenger RNA. RefSeq names its product acyl-coenzyme A thioesterase 13-like. NCBI's taxonomy places the organism in Eukaryota, Metazoa, Arthropoda, Insecta, Orthoptera, Acrididae. The coding region runs from base 463 to 888 and encodes 141 amino acids. Gene Ontology annotation, molecular function: fatty acyl-CoA hydrolase activity. The transcript is spliced from 3 exons. The record is from RefSeq and is a predicted model, not a curated record.
ACACCGUUUUGGGACAGCUGUGUGGAAAAGUUCGUAUUUAGGAGUCAUAAAAAAAUAACCUGAUCUCCCUAACGUAACUGGUAUUUCCGUCGUUCGUCAAUCAAAUCGCUGCUAAAAACAUGUGUAGUGGUUGUCGGUAGCUGUGUUAUGAGGCUGUAUAGUAUGUUUAGUAAUGUAUUAUCGUACCAAUUUCAUUUCAGGAAAAGCGGAGUUUACAUUUGGUGCUUUUGCUUAAAGUAAAAAGGGAAAUUACGCACUGACAUAGCAUUCGCUCGCUGGAAUAGCGAUCUAUAAACGUUGCCGUAUUUUAAUUGCUGGGUUAAUGUUAAACAUCCUGCUUGUUGUUAUUCAGAUUUAUCUUCUUUCUUGCAAAGAAACGUGCAAUGACAUUCAGCUGCAGCUUGUUAUUGGUAUUAUUAGCUAUCUCGUGAUCGUCGAGCAUUUACAUCUAUUUGACUGAGAAUGGCAGGACAAGGAGCGAACUUUAUUGCAUCUAUAGCCAAAAGAUGUGUUGAGGCAAAUGGGUUUGAAAGACUGCUAAACAAGAUACGCAUAAUAUCUGCUGGUGAGGGAAAAUGUCUGGCAGAAUUCACUGUUGCACAAGAACAUCAGAAUGUGGGUGGUACACUGCAUGGUGGAUUCACAGCAACAUUGGUUGACCAGAUUUCGACAUAUGCUUUAAUGACAUAUGGAAAAGGCGUGCCAGGUGUUUCUGUAAACAUCAAUGUGAGUUAUAUGAAACCAGCAUCAGCGGGUGAAGAAGUCAUUAUAGAUGCACAAACACUGCGUGCUGGAAAGACGUUAGCAUUCCUGGAGGUUGAUCUAAAAAAGAAAGCAACAGGAGAGUUGAUUGCAAAAGGUUCACAUACCAAAUUCAUUGGUUUUUAAUUGUGUUCUUUGCAGUUUAUACACAGGAAGAAGUGUAGGAUGGGGUAUUAGCUUUAAUUAGCUUUUAUUGUUGUUUUUUUUUGUUUUUUUUUUUUGCAUAUAAUUGUCAUGAAACAUGACUGUCAGGGCUAUGUAUGUGUCUGAAAUGUACUGUGAUAUUAUUAUUUCACUCUCUUGUUCCUACAAGCAGUAUUCAGUAAACAAAGGAAAUUAACAUACAUUGCUAAACAAAACUGGUAUGUGGCUAUUUUAUGUAGGAACUUACAAAGAGAGAUCUUUUUAUGUGAUAUAUGUGUACAUAAGUGAAUCUUGUAAGUGAAAUUUGAGCAGCAUAACUUGAUUUUUAAUAUUCAGUUACUGAUGCUCUUAGGUACUGCUUCCACAAAUUUUUUAUGGAAGUUUUUUUUAAUGGAAUUGAUAGGAGUGUCAUCUGUUCAUAGUUGCUUUGAAUUACUGUUGUGA